Messenger RNA from Melampsora larici-populina 98AG31, 411 nucleotides. RefSeq lists its product as uncharacterized. NCBI's taxonomy places the organism in Eukaryota, Fungi, Basidiomycota, Pucciniomycetes, Pucciniales, Melampsoraceae. Bases 1 to 411 code for a protein of 136 amino acids. The transcript is spliced from 3 exons. The record is from RefSeq and is a predicted model, not a curated record.
AUGGCUCCAACACUUUAUUUUGGACUCUUAGGUUCAUGUUAUCAACAAAACAAAAGCUCAUCACUAGAAUGCACAAAACUAUCAUUCCCAGCAGAUUAUACUACCACCAUCUCACGUGCAGGUUCGAUUGUCAAUUCAGAACAUUUACAAAUCUCAAUGCCAGAUUUACCUCCUGUCUUUGGAGUUUGGGCUUUAAUCUCUCUUUUAGGAUCCUUUUGUCAUUUGAUUGGUAGUUUACCUUUCUAUUUCUUUAAUCAAUUAAACCAUUUAAGGUUCCUUAGUAAACCUUUCUUUUCGGCUUCACUUUGGAUUCUUGGUAUCGGUUGGGCUUUUGGGUUUUCAGCUGUACUUUCACUGGCUUGUUUUGAUUUGGUGAUGAAUAUAUUAGAUUCUCAUCUUUAUUUAUUUUAA